Messenger RNA from Lutra lutra (Eurasian river otter), 2457 nucleotides. It is a transcript of the gene DDC, whose product is annotated as dopa decarboxylase. Gene Ontology annotation, molecular function: pyridoxal phosphate binding; aromatic-L-amino-acid decarboxylase activity. Lineage: Eukaryota; Metazoa; Chordata; Mammalia; Carnivora; Mustelidae. The coding region runs from base 712 to 2040 and encodes 442 amino acids. The transcript has 15 exons. Gene Ontology annotation, biological process: serotonin biosynthetic process; amino acid metabolic process; catecholamine metabolic process. The record is from RefSeq and is a predicted model, not a curated record.
CAAGCUCAGGGCAGCUGCAGGUGCACCAAAGCGUCCAGCCGCCAUGCUCCCUGCAAACCUCUCUGCCUGCUCUCGGUGACCCCUCUCAGCUGUGCUCUGGGUCCCAAUAAAAUUCUCUCGAGUGUAUUUUUUUUUCUGUAGAUCUGUCAAAAUCUCGUCCACGGUAUUGUUCUCUUAAGCAGCGGUUCAGCCGUGGGGGAGGAAGAGUAGAGUGUGCAGACUCAGUUCGGGGGCUGCGGGGAAGGCUUCCCGUGGGCCAAGGUGGGAAUUUGUGGGAUGACCUAAUGGGGCUGAAAAAUUGAAGCCGGGGUGUUCGGGGGGAAACGUGGGAAUUUGGUGAUGGGCCCGUGGUAAGAGGGAUCCACGCGGCUGGGACUGUAGAUGAAAUGAACUAGCUUUGAAGAAUGAGCUUUCCCGGUAGGUUUCUCCAGAUUUUCUUGACUUUUAUCACCAAGAGAAAUUAAUGUUUAACCAGCCCUGGAGGCUGGGAAAGCAAGGACAGGGAGCCAUUUGGAUCUCAAGCUACAAAGAGUGACCUGUCGGAACACUGCUUGGCCACGUUUUCCUCAACCCCCAGAACGAGAGAGUCUCCUGAGGGAGAACAGACUCAGAAGGAAGUAGGAUUCCCAGCAAGGAGAGGAGAGAGAAGAGGGAGCGAGCGAGCAAGCACCGCGGGGCUGCCUGUUCUGCCUCUGAAGAAUACCGACCACCAUGAACUCAGGUGAAUUCCGAAGGAGAGGGAAGGAGAUGGUGGAUUUCGUGGCUGACUACUUGGACGGCAUCGAGGGGCGCCAGGUCUACCCCGACGUGGAGCCCGGCUACUUGCGGCCCCUGAUCCCCACCUCUGCCCCUGAGGAGCCCGACAUGUUUGAGGACAUCCUCAACGAUGUGGAGAAGAUAAUCAUGCCGGGGGCCGCAAGUCCGGCGUGCACAGAGCUGGAGACGGUGAUGAUGGACUGGCUGGGGAAGAUGCUGAAGCUGCCAGAGGCAUUUUUGGCCGGACAAGUGGGAGAAGGGGGUGGAGUGAUCCAGGGAAGUGCCAGUGAGGCCACGCUGAUGGCCUUGCUGGCCGCUCGGACCAAGGUGGUACGCCGCCUCCAGGCCGCCUCCCCAGGGCUGACGCAGGGCGCCAUCAUGGAGAAGCUAGUGGCCUACUCAUCGGAUCAGGCUCACUCGUCGGUGGAAAGAGCCGGAUUAAUUGGAAGCGUGAAACUAAAAGUGAUCCCUUCGGAUGGCAAGUUUGCCAUGCGCGCUUCCGCCCUGCAGGAGGCCCUGGAGAGAGACAAGGCGGAGGGCCUGAUCCCUUUCUUUGUGGUGGCUACGUUGGGGACCACGUCCUGCUGCUCGUUUGACAAUCUCCUAGAAGUUGGUCCUAUCUGUAACGAGGAGAACAUGUGGCUACACAUUGAUGCUGCGUACGCGGGCAGCUCCUUCAUCUGCCCUGAGUUCCGGCAUCUUCUGAAUGGAGUAGAGUUUGCAGACUCGUUUAACUUCAAUCCUCACAAAUGGCUGUUGGUGAAUUUCGACUGCUCGGCGAUGUGGGUGAAGAAGAGGACAGACCUGAUAGGGGCCUUUAAGCUGGACCCCCUCUACCUGAAGCACAGCCAUCAGGACUCAGGGCUUAUCACCGACUACAGGCACUGGCAGUUGCCUCUGGGCCGGAGGUUUCGCUCUUUGAAGAUGUGGUUUGUUUUUAGGAUGUAUGGAGUCAAGGGACUACAGGCCCAUAUCCGCAAGCACGUCCGGCUGGCUCACGAGUUUGAGUGUUUGGUGCGCCAGGAUCCCCGCUUUGAAAUCUGUGCAGAAGUCACUCUGGGGCUGGUCUGUUUUCGGCUAAAGGGUUCCAACAAACUGAACGAGGACCUUCUGGAAAGGAUCAACAGUACCAGGAAAAUCCACCUGGUCCCCUGUCACCUCAGAGACAAGUUCGUGCUGCGAUUUGCCAUCUGCUCCCGCUUCGUGGAGCUCACCCACGUGCAGCGGAGCUGGGAGCACAUCAGACAGCUGACCACCGACCUGCUGAGAGCGGAGAAGGACUAGACUCCCGAGCUGCAGGGAAGCUGCUUCCGAGAUCAGAAGUUGAAAAGAACUCUAUCUGAACACUGGAAAGAGGAGGCAAUAAACAUUAUUCAGGCUCCGAGGACCCAAGUCUGCAUGUGACCUCACCCUUCUUUCUGUGAAGUUCUCCAGAAGCUCGUGAUUAUAUCUGUUCACUCUCGUACCAAUGAAAAAACGUGACUCACUACAAUGCCGGUGCAUGUAGCUUUUAUUCAUUAUUCAUCUGUGACUUUUGUUGAUUAAGAAAUCAUAGGUUUUCGUGCUCUUGAAGUCGUCAGUGGUGGGAGAGGCUUACUGAGAUUUUUCCAGGAUAUUCUAGGAUUGUGGGACUUGAGAUUAUACCCAUGGUCUUUAAAUUGUUCUGUCAUGUGGCUCAAUGCUUAAUAAACUAUUUGCAGU